Molecule: messenger RNA, 2181 nt
Organism: Tarenaya hassleriana
Lineage: Eukaryota; Viridiplantae; Streptophyta; Magnoliopsida; Brassicales; Cleomaceae
Product: transmembrane protein 184A
Exons: 9
Coding region: 452-1717 (421 amino acids)
Biological process (GO): transport
Molecular function (GO): transporter activity
Source: RefSeq, a predicted model, not a curated record
UUGCCAUUUAUCAAUUUAAAACUCCUCUCUGUUUUCUCCGUUUCUUCCCUGUUGACGGCGCUUUUGCUAUUCCACUGAUCCACACCAAAGAAAAAAAAAUCAUUUUCAAGCAAGAACACGGAAAGGGAUUAAACCCUCGUUCACGAAUUCCUGGAAAAGUGUGUCUGUGUGAAGAUUCCUGUCGAGGGUUUCUCGAUUCCGAUUGAUCUGUCUAGGGUCUUCGAUUCCCUACUUAAGUUUUUUUUUUUCUCACGCGUUCGAGAUUCUCUACUUCACCAGCAGAUAGUUAAAUCAAGGUUCACAUCCCGAUUCAUCGCAAAAAUUAGGGUUCCUGUUCCGGUUGGUCCUGCUCCGCUUUGGCCAUAACCUGGGUCUUCAUCCUCUUGGCAGCGUUCCGCAGGACCAGGAGGCAUUUGUAGUUCUUCUAGAUCCUUCUUAUCUCCUGUACAGAAUGGGGGAUAUGGUUCCCAUUUACCUCGAUAUCGUUGCGUUUCUAUGCACUGUCGGAGCCAUUGGUUUGGCAAUGUUCCACAUUUAUAGGCACCUCUUGAAUUACACAGAACCCACUUAUCAGAGAUUCAUUGUGAGAAUCAUCUUCAUGGUCCCGGUUUAUGCCUUGAUGUCUUUCCUGUCUCUUGUGCUGCCCCGAAGCUCGAUAUACUUCAAUUCCAUCCGAGAAGUUUACGAAGCAUGGGUCAUCUAUAAUUUCCUGUCAUUGUGUUUGGCAUGGGUUGGAGGCCCAGGAGCAGUUGUCUUAAGUUUAAGUGGCCGCUCGCUGAAGCCAUCAUGGUGCCUCAUGACGUGUUGCUUCCCACCACUACCACUGGACGGGCGUUUCAUUCGACGGUGCAAGCAAGGUUGUCUGCAGUUUGUAAUGUUAAAGCCUAUCCUAGUUGCUGUCACACUUGUACUCUACGCAAAAGGGAAAUACAAGGAUGGGAAUUUUAGCCCUGAUCAGGCAUAUCUCUAUAUCACCAUCAUCUAUACCAUUUCAUACACUGUGGCUCUGUAUGCACUGGUGUUAUUUUACGUGGCAUGCAAAGAUUUGCUUCAGCCCUUCAAUCCGGUCCCCAAGUUUGUGAUAAUAAAGUCUGUUGUCUUUAUGACCUAUUGGCAAGGUGUUCUAGUUUUUCUUGCUGCUAAAUCUGGAUUGAUUAGGGAUGAAGAGGAAGCAGCUGUCUUCCAGAAUUUUAUAAUAUGUGUCGAGAUGCUAAUUGCUGCUGCCGGUCAUUUUUAUGCAUUUCCAUACAAGGAGUAUGCCGGUGCCAAUGUUGGUGGUGCUCGCAGUUUCACGGGAAGCCUGGGACAUGCUGUAAAACUAAAUGACUUCUACCAUGAUACAGUUCACCAGUUUGCCCCUACUUACCAUGAUUACGUGCUGUAUAAUCACAACGACGGCGAUGAGGGGACGAGGAAAUACCGGUCAAGAACUUUUGUGCCGACGGGACAGGAGAUGGAUGCCGUGAGAAAGCAGAAACAUGUUUAUGGAAACAGGAUAGAUGGUGUUUCACUCUCCAGCCACUCCUCCUCAGGAACAAGCACACCGAAAAGUUCUAGCACGAAUUCUGAUCCAGCACGACCCGAUGCCAUGAAAUCUUCCUUGCUCAUGGAUUCCUCGGAAUCUCUUGCCACAAUGUAUGACAUGUCACUCAUUGACAUAGAUAUAUCUAGCUACCCGAGCAAGGUCCCCUCUGCAAAUGAAAGUGUAACUAGAUAGAAGGAGAAAAGGCAUGUGAAAGCCUCCAUUAACAGCCACUUAUGGUGCAGGGCAGGAGGAGAAGUGAGACCGAGGAAAGGCGGCGUUGUUGCUUGUUUAAGGCCUUUAAUGGGCCAUUAUUGGGCCUACAUGGGGCCCCUUUCAUAAAUCUCUGGUGGGUCAAUGGAAUAAUGAAUUAUUAAAUACUAUUUUAGUAGGUGGCCCGAACUGUCAACGCCUCCGGUGGCAAUGGGCCUCCCCUUCAUGUACAAAAAAUCACGCGCAGUCAAAAGACAGCGCACGCGCACAGAUUGCGUGUUUCUGGCACGCGCCUGAUAUUCACACUCGUAAUGCAUCACAGCGAGUGAAACCCAUUUGCUCGUACCUUCGGCAUCUUGGACCUUUGUCUCUUUGUGUUAAUUCCCUUCACAAAUUUAUUAUUUUAAAUGGAGAAAAAAGCACGAUAGCAAUCAUUUCACAUACCA